AUGAGACUAGGACAAUGAGUUACAAACCUUACGAUUCACUAUAUUCUACUCAUUCUUCUUAAAAAAACCCUCCUCUUCAUUCAUUACACUCUCCCGUCGUUCCGCCGCCGCAUCGUCGCCGCAUUCAGCCGUGUUCUCGGAUAUAUUUUUUCAUUCUUUCACGUCUAUCACUUUCCAGGACAUUAAAAAUCUCAAGACCCUAAGCGCAUAUUGAUAUUAGAGUUUUCUUCCAUGGCUUCUUGGCAUUCGGUUCCAAUUCAUUUGUCAUAUGAAAUUUUGGGUUGGUUUGCAUUCAUUACUUGGUCUAUUAGCUUCUACCCACAAGUCAUUUUGAACUAUCAAAGAAAAAGUGUUGUUGGAUUGAACUUUGAUUAUGCGGUGCUAAACAUGGUGAAGCAAAUUUUCUAUUUGGUCUAUAAUGUGUCUAUGUUCUUCAGCUCUUCUGUUCAUAAGCAAUAUGCAAAUAAAUAUGGCCACAAACAGAUGAAUCCUGUGGCAUCAAAUGAUGUUGCAUUCUCAUCCCAUGCUGUUCUAAUUUCAGUAGUUACCUUAUACCAAAUUGCAGUUUAUGAACGUGGAAAUCAAAAACUCUCAAAAGUGACUGCAGGAGUGGUACUUGUUGUCUUGUUAACUGCAGGAGUUUGUGUCAUCAUUGCUUUGCCCCAUCAUCAUUGGCUUUGGCUAAUUUCAAUCUUCAAUGGCAUCCAAGUUGGUUUGACAAUUAUAAAAUACAUUCCCCAGGCAGUGAUGAACUUCAUGAGAAAAAGUACAGAUGGAUGGAGUAUUGGUUUGGUUUUGUUGGAUUUUUUUGGAGGGAUAGCAAAUUAUUUACAAAUGAUUAUGCAAUCAAUUGAUCAAGGUUCUUGGAAGAACAUCUAUGGCAAUAUAGGGAAACUUCUUGUAGCUGUGGUGUCUAUAAUAUUUGACAUAAUUUUUAUGUGCCAACAUUAUUGCCUAUAUCCUCCCAAAGAUACCAAAUUAGAUGCAGCUAACAACAAUUGUCAGAGACUGUUGCCAAUGCAGUUUAAUCUUGGAAAAUUACAAUGUUUAACAACUCUUUCCUAG
This is a messenger RNA of Cicer arietinum (chickpea), 1065 nucleotides long. Its product is annotated as cystinosin homolog. NCBI's taxonomy places the organism in Eukaryota, Viridiplantae, Streptophyta, Magnoliopsida, Fabales, Fabaceae. Gene Ontology annotation, molecular function: L-cystine transmembrane transporter activity. Gene Ontology annotation, cellular component: vacuolar membrane. The record is from RefSeq and is a predicted model, not a curated record. Gene Ontology annotation, biological process: L-cystine transport.